Aspergillus oryzae RIB40 is the source of this 534-nucleotide messenger RNA. RefSeq lists its product as uncharacterized. The transcript has 2 exons. The coding region runs from base 1 to 534 and encodes 177 amino acids. NCBI's taxonomy places the organism in Eukaryota, Fungi, Ascomycota, Eurotiomycetes, Eurotiales, Aspergillaceae. The record is from RefSeq and is a predicted model, not a curated record.
AUGUUGGUUAUUGCGGUUUGGCAUUUCCCCAUCGUCUCCGGAUUUAUCUGGUUAGGUUUGUUUCUCCCCACCAAUUAUUCCAUUGACAAACAAUGGCCGCAUAGAGACGCGAGAUCGCCUGCCUGGGAGAAGGUUCCAAUUCAUACUGUCUGCGCAUACUCUUCGAUUCUCUUGUCCAUUGCAGGAAGCCUAGGUUUGAAGUUGCUAUCAUGCUUUGACUACAUCCAUUACACGAGCGUGCAUUAUUCGUCACUGGCCUUGUUCAUGAAAGACCAACGGUUAUCCAGAAAACGAUCGAGAGAUGCUGAGAUAUACUUUAGAGCUGCUCAUUCUAUCUGCGCUAUUCUUCUCGUUGUUCAAUCUACCCUUGCUUGCAUUGCCUCCAGGUGGCAACAUCGCAUGAUGUUCACAAUCUUCAUCAUCAGGGCCUCUCUUGCUAUCAUUGAAGCUACACUUGGCAUUGUCUUCUGCUUCAGCAGUCGGUAUCCCGGCCUGGAUGGGGACUUUUCUGCAAUUCUUGAGUGGGGCAAGUAG